Molecule: messenger RNA, 363 nt
Organism: Aspergillus melleus
Lineage: Eukaryota; Fungi; Ascomycota; Eurotiomycetes; Eurotiales; Aspergillaceae
Product: putative adhesin
Exons: 1
Coding region: 1-363 (120 amino acids)
Source: RefSeq, a predicted model, not a curated record
AUGAAGUUCACCAUCCUCACCGCACUCGCCCUCUUCAGCACCUCCACCCUCGCCGUGGCCGGCCGUCCCCCUCCACCCCCAACCUGCGGCACCUGCAACCCCGUCUCCGGGGAGAACCACUGCGACAUCACCACCUCGUGCAUCAACACCGGCACUCGCUUCCACUGCGCCUGUCGCGCCGGCUACAAGGCCUCCAAGGACAACAACAAUAUCCGGAAGCAGUUCCGUCUCAACGUUCCCAACUACAAGUUCCUGGUCUUUACUCCCGAGUCGACCGAGUGCAAUACUCUUUGCGAUAAUUCGUUUGGCGCCGGCCCCAACCUUUGUGCUGAGGUGCCGAUUCGGAAUCAAUGUGCUGUUUAG